GUCGAAGAUGCACUGGUCACCAGAGCAUGCCCAGUCCCUGAACCAGUGGCCAGAGCAGCACCUCGACGUUUCCUCCACCACCUCCUCACCAGCCCACAAGUCCGACCUCUACCCCAGCACCCGCCAGCGCUUCAACUACGCCUGGGCCAACGACGACAUCUCAGCACUCACCGCCUCCAACCUCCUCAAGAGGUACGCCGAGAAAUACUCGGGGGUGCUGGAUGCGCCCUACGAGCGCCCGGCGCUGAGCGGCUAUGGGGAUGGCGCCUUCGGGCCCGUUAACGGGCAGAAAGGGGACGGUGAGCCCUGGCCUGUGCCUCACGGCUCCGACGGCGCCUACCCACUGACCUCCAUCCACGAUGGCCUCCCCGGUGCCAAGGCUGUGGUGCCACCCGCCGUGCCGGCCGGUAGCGCUCCGCUGGGGCUCGCCGGCUCCCCGGUGGUGUCGGCCAACCUCGCUGAUCCCAUUUACGCCGGGAAUUCGUGCGGAGCGGCGGGCGGCUCCGGCGGGCUGGGCUCAUCUCAGGAGUACCCUGCGGGCUACGGCAGCACCUACUUGCCCUCCGGCUACUGCGGCCAGCCCAGCACAGCACUUGCCCCUCCGCAUCCACCCACCCUGCACAGCUCGGGGCUCCUGCAGCCCACGCACCCCUCAUCCGCCCUGGUGCCGGGCUACGGUUCCUCCGGCCCCGUCUACAACUACGCCUCGGGCAGCUACGCCACACAGCCGGGCUAUGGAGCCAUCCACCCACCCCAUCCCUCCGCCUCCUACCUGCCCUCAGGCAUCGCAGCCCCUACCCCGCUGCCGGCCCCCGGGCCCACCACUCGCCCAUCUGUGGUGCCAACCUAUGGCUACCAAGCCGCCGGGUUGGCUUCGUUGGCUGUGCCGCCUUUGGGCACCGAAGCGACGGGCACCUUGAAGAGGAAAGCUUUCGAUAUCUCCGGUGGGGAGGAUGAAGCAGAGGGCAGAUAUCGGAAAUACAGCUACGAGCAGCCAAAGUCCCCCUACCCCAUGUCGGACAACGGCGAGUGCCGAGGCAACGGCUUCCCCAGUGCCAGCAAGCGGCCGGCGGGCAGCGCUGAGGAGCACGGCAGUAAAUACGGUGGGCAGGCGAUGAAGAGCGUGGUCUCACCGCCCUACGGAGCUGGGGAUGCCCCACUGCGACCCACAGAGUCCUUUGAGAAGUUCAGCCCUCCCCUUGCCAACGGGGAGCGGGCGGCCGAGCCGGGACACCCCUUCCCUUUGAGGCUGCCACCCAAAGCGCCCGUCUUCAGCAGCCAAGCAGUGGAGGAGCAACCCAAAAACGUUGACCCGCUGGUGUUGGAGUUGGUGAACACCAAGAUCGUGGAGCGCGGGCCGCCCGUGCAGUGGACGGACAUCGCCGGGCAGGUCUCCAUCAAAGCAGCCAUUGAGGAGGAGCUGGUGUGGCCCAUCCUGCGACCUGGUGCCUACACUGGGGCGAGCAGGCUGCCCAGAACCAUCCUCCUGUUUGGGCCGCACGGCACCGGGAAGACCCUCCUGAGCCGCUGCAUCUCCACCCAGCUGGGCUCCACGCUGCUGAAGCUCAGCGCCGCUGCCCUGCUCACCACCUGGAAAGCCGAAGCCGAGAAGAUCCUCCAGACCGUCUUCUUUGUGGCCAAGUGCCGACAGCCCUCGGUGGUGCUCAUCAUGGAGGUGGAAUCCUUGCUGGUGGCCCAGGACGGCGGCCAGGCUGGAAACCUCAAGUCUCAGCUCCUCUCCUACCUGGACAAUGUAGCUACCUCGACCGAGCAGAACGUGGUCAUCAUAGGGACCACCUCACGGCCCGGCAGCAUGGACGAAGCUUCCCACCGGCGCUUUGCCAAACGUUUCUACAUCUCCCCACCGGACAGCAUCGCCCGGAGGCAGAUCCUCCACCACGCUUUGGCUCAGCAGAGCUCCUGCCUGAGCGAGCGGGAGAUGGCGUCCCUGGUACAGCACACCGAGAGCUUCUCGGGCAGCGAGCUGAUCCAGCUCUGCCAGCACGCCGGGGCCACCACGCUGCACGGCUUGCCAGGCCAGAUCCAACCCACCUCCUACAAGGACUUUGAGAAGGCCUUUUGCAAGGUCCGCCCCGCCGCCUCGCAGAAGGAGCUGGACUUGUUUGCUGAGUGGGAUAAGAUGUACGGGUCCAGGCACUGACCGGGAAGACCCGGCCACAACCAACAUACCUCUUUCUUAGGGUUUCUGAUAGGACUGGGCUUUUUUGGUCCUUUGUUUUUCUGAAGCAGUCGCUCGUUGAACUCAGGAUAACCUAUUUAUUGUUCACCCGCCUCCCCUUGCAGCCGUUUCCAGACCGUAGAACCGCAGGAUCACAGAACCGUAGAAUGGGUCGAGUUGGAAGGGAACCUGAAGGGUCAUCCAGUGCAACUGCCGUGCAGUGAGCAUCCACAUCUCAGUCACAGAACCGCGGGGUUGGUUGAAUUGGAAGGGAACCUUCAGGGUCACCCAACUCCAACUCCUGUGCGGGGGGCCGUCGAGAGCUCAGUCGUAGAACCAGGGAAUGGUUGAGUUGGAAGGGAACCCAAAGGAUCAUCGGCGCAACUCCGUGCCGCCAACAUCCAGGCCUCCAUCGCAGAACCGUAGGGUCGGGGAGGGAACCUCGAGGGUCAUCUGCUCCAACUCUCGUGGGCAUCCGCAGCUCCACCGCGUCGCUCAGAUGCGAUGAGCAGAGCUGAAAACGCGCCGCAAUUAAAGCUUUUAUUAAUUACAGAGGAUGGGUGCUCAUGUCCCCAUGCCGGCGUGCGGAGGUUUUCCUUCUUCUCACUUAUUCCCAAGCAAAACAUCGAUGGCAGCGACGGAGGAAGCAGCACAGGGAGGUGGGGGGACCACAGAACCCAGGGCUUUGGAGUAAAAUGCUGUAGAUUGUUUAAUAUACUAGACUUCGUUUUUAUUUUUGUAAGCUGUGUAGGUUGGUUUUGUUGGUUUUUGUUUCUUUUUUUGGUGGAUUUUUUUUUAUUCUUUGUGCUGUUUUCGUUUUGUUUCGUUUUCUUUCGAACUACUCAGGAAAUGAAUGAACCUCAGCAUUGAAAAAAAAAAAAUAAUAAUAAUA
Molecule: messenger RNA, 3071 nt
Organism: Lagopus leucura (white-tailed ptarmigan)
Lineage: Eukaryota; Metazoa; Chordata; Aves; Galliformes; Phasianidae
Gene: FIGNL2
Product: fidgetin like 2
Exons: 1
Coding region: 8-2161 (717 amino acids)
Molecular function (GO): ATP binding; ATP hydrolysis activity; microtubule severing ATPase activity
Source: RefSeq, a predicted model, not a curated record